UGCACGCUUCAGCACUUCGAGAGCUCUCUAAUAAACACUACAUGCGAACAACUUAUUUUUAUUUUCUAAUCACUCAGCCGAAAUUUGUGUAAAUUCUGAGACAAGAAGUGUAUAUAUAUAGAUACAUCAUACCGAAACGAAAAUGGAUGAUACGAUUACGAAAUUCGUGCGCAAACAUCUGCAACUGCUUCUUUUGGAGCGCGAAGAAGAUCUUCAGAAGUUCUUUAAUGAUUUUUCCCCAGUCAAUCUUCAUUAUUUGGAAAAAAGUGGUCUAGCUCUUACCAAACUGAACAUUAAUAACAGUGUCUGCAAUGGACCGGAACGUUAUCAGAUUGACUUUGAAAAAGCUGAUGGUCUACCCUUGGAGCAUGGAUUAUCAAGGGGUGAUCUGGUUAUCUGUAUCAGAUCAAAGGAAAAAGGCCAGAUGAUCAAGGCCAUUGUCAUGGACAUUAGCGAAUCUACUUUGAGUAUUAGCUCAAAUGGCCAGUACGAGGAUGUUCAGGAUGAUGAGCAAUUUACCGUGGUCAAGUCCGACUCUGAUUACACUUACAGGAGUCAGACAAGAGCUUUAAACGCUUUGGAGAAAAAAGAAAUUUAUUCCUCACAAUGUCUGGAGAUAAUUAAAAUUCUAUUCCACAAAGAUGAGGAUGUUAUUCACCAAUUACUGGUUGCAGAAGAUCCUAUUCUCAAAACAAUUUUGGAUGAUGAUGAUAACAUUAAAUUUCACAAUCGAAGUCUUGCUAAAGAUCAAAAGCUGGCUGUGGAGUUUUCUUUAAAAAGGAGACAUUUUGCAAUUGUUCAAGGACCACCAGGAACUGGUAAAACCACAACAUUGAUAGAGGCAGUCGUACAAUUGCACAGAUUAGGCAAAAAAAUUCUCAUAUGUGCCCCAACCAACGUUGCAGUAGAUAAUUUAGUCAUCAGACUUGGUGGAACAGAAGCUAAGCCGUUGCGUCUAGGUCAUCCUACUAGAAUCGCAAAGUCGGCUCUAAAAUAUUCUUUAGACUCGUAUUUAGAGAGAGAUGAUAGUUUUAAGGAUCUGAAAGAUAUUAAAAAGUCAAUAAAAAAUCUAGAGACAAAUGUCGAAAGCAGUGGAAGAAAAUAUAUUUACAAAGAAAUAAGAGACUUGAAAAAAGAAUAUCGAAAACGUUUGUCUAGACUUACCUGCGAUAUACUAAGGAGAAGCACUGUAAUACUAUGUACAUUAAAUUCAGCAUCAGCAACUAAUGGUCAAAUUCAAAGUCUUCCAAAGGAUCACUUUGAUGUAUUGAUUGUUGAUGAAGCAUCACAAGCUAUGGAAGCAUCAAUGUGGAUUGCCAUUCCAAAUGCUCCAAAACUCAUUCUUGCUGGAGAUAUAAAUCAAUUACCACCAGUAGUAUUGUGCCAAAAAGCCGUUGAUGGUGGUUUGAAUAUAAGUCUGAUGGAAAGAGCAAUAAAAAAAUUGAAAGACAAUUGUUUUGUCAGAUUAACAAGACAGUAUAGAAUGAAUGAAAAAAUCAUGUCUUGGGCUAGUGCCAAAUUUUACGAUAAUACACUUGAAGCUGAUGAUUCAGUAAAAAACCAUUUACUCAAAGACUUACCUUUAUCAGACAAACAUGACGAUACUUUGACAAGCGAAGCUAUAGUGUUUAUCGACACAUGUGGUUGUGACUGUGAAGAAUUUAGGUCUGGAGUUGAUUCUGCAUCCAAAGGAAAUGUUAGAGAAGUUAUUGUCGUACAUAAAGUUGUAACAGCUCUAAUCAAAACAGGUUUGCGACACAGAGAUAUUGGUGUGAUUACUCCAUAUGCAUUACAGGUCGACUUUAUCAAAAGAAAUUUUGCGUCAGAUUCCUACAAUGUCGAAGUAAGCACAGUGGAUGGUUUCCAGGGAAGAGAAAAGGAAGCUAUCAUCAUUUCGCUGGUCAGAAGUAAUCAAGAAAAGGAACUUGGCUUUGUCACCGAUUUCAGGCGGUUGAACGUUGCCGUUACGCGAGCAAGAAGGUCGCUCAUUGUCAUAGGCGAUAGUGAAACAAUGGAGAGUGACGAUGUUAUCAAAAGUCUUUUAAAUCAUAUAGAAGAAAAUGGCUUACUACAGUCGGCAGAAGAGUACCUUUCAGAAACUGUCGACAAAGAAAGGGAAAUAGAAAAACCAUUGCAAAAAAACUUAAAAUCGAAAUCCAAAUUAAAGACAAAAAACAAAUCCGUGAAAAAACAAAAAAAUUCCAAAAGCAAAAAUGAUAUGCCGAAAGCACAAAAACAAGUUAAUCCGCAACCAUCUGAAGCACUGAAAAAACCUCUCGAUAGAACUAGUGAGAAAAAAACGGACCCCAACAUUUGUAUGAAUAGAAAAAUGUACAAUAUUUAUGAAACCAUUUCCACAGUUCACUCGGACCAAGAAAAUGAUGAGCCAGACGAGGAAGAAUCAUCACUUUUGGAGAUCUCUGAAAAACGUCCAAAUAAAGAGCAAAGUAAAAAAGAACAGACGAUGGAAAAAUUCGAAAUAAAAGGCACGAAGGAGAGAGUUUACAAAAAGAUAGAAGUCACAGAAAAAAACAGCGAAAAUGAAGUUUUGCAAGAUAAAUCUGAAGUAAAGAAAGAAGAUAACUUUGACAAAAUUGUUCAAGAAUUUGCAAAAUCUAAUUCAACGUGUUCGUAUCAGGGGUGCAAAAAGUCAACGAAACUUAUUCAACUUAUUUGCCAGUUUUGUAAAAAGUGGUAUUGCUUGGAACAUGGUUUACAAGAAAUUCACGGAUGUGGUAACGCAAUAAGGCAAAAAGCGCGAAAGGAUUUCAGACAAAAACAAAAAAAAAUAGAAACUUGUACGAAAAAAGAAAAAGACAAAUUCACAAAGAAAUUAAAAGAAUUGGAAGAGUUGCGAAAACCUAAGAAGAAAGCUACAAAAUGAGUAAUUUUCAAAGGUAUUUCAUUAAAUAAAAGUCAAAUUUUGGUGUUGUCGAUACG
Copidosoma floridanum is the source of this 2940-nucleotide messenger RNA. RefSeq lists its product as uncharacterized. The record is from RefSeq and is a predicted model, not a curated record. Gene Ontology annotation, molecular function: 5'-3' DNA helicase activity; zinc ion binding. NCBI's taxonomy places the organism in Eukaryota, Metazoa, Arthropoda, Insecta, Hymenoptera, Encyrtidae.